This is a messenger RNA of Penaeus vannamei (Pacific white shrimp), 426 nucleotides long. Lineage: Eukaryota; Metazoa; Arthropoda; Malacostraca; Decapoda; Penaeidae. The record is from RefSeq and is a predicted model, not a curated record.
AUGUUUGAUCUGGUUACCGUGAGAGCAUUCCGCGCCUCCGAGCCUCCGACCGUACGACCACGUGGCCCAUUUAGGAUUCCCGUUAGCCCCAGGUCGCACACGAGGCCUGUCCCCUCGGAGGACAAGCCGCCCCGGGCACCCGCACAUCCCGCAAAGGCGCCGCCGCUCCACCCGACGCCUCGUGCUUCACGUCCUACGUCCUGCGGCACCGACAGCAGCGCGACGCCUCCCCUCGCGACGCCUUCGGUCAAGAGCCGAGCGAAUGUGAACUCUCGCGUCCUCAGACAAGGACAGAUUCCGACAGGAAAUUGCAGCACAACUCUGCAUGUGUCCAAAGGUCCGAGGUCAGGUCACCGUCUGCCUGAAAUGGCCAGCUGCGGCGACGGGGACGAGAGGCCAACCCCGCCAAUGCCUCGGGACAGGUAA